GCGGUCGAGGCGCUCAACGGCCUCAGCGGUGCUGGGGUGCAGGGUGGCUCGCUGCCGCGGGCUGGCGCGACGCUCGCGCAGCAGCAGUGCCUGAUGCGGAUCGCGGACUCCGUCUCCCAGCUGGCUCCCCCACCGGGCGACCUACAGCCUUUGGCAGCCCUGCAGGAGCUCCAGGCUGCUCUGUCCUACGACGGCUCUCUGUCGACGAGGGCGGAGGCGAUGGACGUCUCCCGGCUCUCGCUGCCUCCUCCAGGUUUUUUUGACUCCGUCUAUCGUGAUAUCUCGGCAAGGUCUUUCCAAAUACUUGAGUUUUUGCAGCGGAAGCAGCGCGUUGGCUUCAAGAAGCCCUACUCGGACCCCAGCCUUAGAGACCCUCGCCGCUAUGCAGCGCUGGUGAUGCGUCUCCAUGAUGCUGGGGUGGUCGACCUCGUCAGCGACGCCGCCCUGGUGGUCGACGAGGUCGGCUUGUUCAGCGUGGCCAAGAAGAGCGGGCGGCAGCGGCUGGUCGUCGACGCCCGCCCCGCCAAUUUCUGGUUCGGCGACCCCGAGGGCGUCCACCUGGCCACAGGCGCGGCGCUGGCGGCGAUCGAGCUGCCGGACGGCGCCAACCCGUGGACCGCCUCGGCGGACAUCGCGGAUGCUUUUUACAACGUGCAGUUGUCGGAGGCUUGGAGGCCGUGCUUCGCGCUUGUGUCGGAGGCGGCCGCCGACCGCGCGGGGCUGCUCGUACUGUCCAGGAUCGCGGACCGGCCUGCCGGCCCAAGCCUGGGCUCCGGCGCGCACCUCGUGUACGUCGACAACUUCGCGUCCCUCGCCCUCGACGGGGACACCGCCGACCGCCUGAAGGAUGACAUGCUCGCCGAGCUGCGCAGCGAGGGCUUCCUGGUGCAUGAGGAGGAGGCCGCCUCGCUCCACGCGCAGGUCUCGGCCCAGCAGGUGCGCCAGGUCGUGGGCAACUACACCUUCCUCUUCAUGGUGAAGCGCCCGCUGCUGGCGGCUUACUCGGCCGUGUAUCGCUUCAUCGCAAAGGCCGGUGAGGCGCCUAGGGCGCCCUGGGGGCAGCUCAUCGAGCCCCUCGAGCCCCUGGAGGCCUACAUCUACUCCGAGCCGUCCUCGAAAGGUCACCUCUGCAAUGUGCCGUCGGACAUCCAGGAGCCCGUCGCCCCCAUGGACAAUGGCAGCCCUCGCGCGGAGCCCCAGGAGACCGACUUCGAGCCUCUGGAAGUUCAUCGCAUCUCAGGGGACCGGGUCGUCAUCUCGAGCGGGGCCUGGGAGGGGGAGAAGCACCGGGGCGCCCUCGUGGAGGCGGGAGGCGUCGCCGCGGCGCUGCGGUGGAUCCCGUCGGAGGCGAACCCGGCGGACCUGCCCUCCCGCCGGGCGCUGAGGCAGCAGCGGGGCGCUCCAGCCGGGCGACGGCUUCGAAGCGAGGCCAGCGCCGGGCUGUCGAAGGCGGCGGAGGCGGCAGCCAAGCGUGCGGGGAGAGCCGCGGCGCGGGCUCCCGGGGCAGCCGCCCUUCGCGCCUCGGCGGGCCAUGUCCUGAGGGCCCUCUCGAUCUCGGCGACCACGAGGGUGACCGUGGCGCUCCGCACCGAGACGGCGGACGACCUGCUGGCGCACUGGAUAGACAAGCAGUACGCCGAGGGCUGGAACCCCGAGCACGGGGCCUACAUGCAGGCGGCGCUGAAGUUCAUGAUGCCGCAGUUCGGGCGCGGGGGCCAGGGGCUGCCGAAGGCGCUGCAGGCCUUGCGGGGCUGGCGGAAGCGGGUGCCGGCUCGCGCUAGGCUCCCGCUGCCUUGGGAGAUCGUGGCGCUCAUCGCGACGCGCCUGAUCGAUCGGGACCUGCUGCGGGUCGCUCUCUACGUGCUGGUGACCUUCGCGGGCUACCUGCGGCCGUCGGAGGCGCUGCGGGCUCUGGGGGCCCACCUGAUACCCCCGACGCUGGGGUGUGUGUGCGACGGCUGGUCACUAGUGCUCCACCCUCGCGAGCUGGCGGUGCCCAGCAAGACGCAGGUCUACGACGAGGUGACCCCCUUCGACCUGCCGUUCUACAGCUUCCUGCCCGGCGCCCUCCGUUGGCUCAAGGCGUCGACCCACCUGGGCGAGCCGCUGUUCCCGUUCACCCUCGUUCGCGUCAGCUUCCUGUUCAAGGAGGCGGCGGAUGACAUGGGGCUGGCGUCGCUCACCCCGCAGCUGUGCCAGCUGCGGCACUCGGGCCCGUCGGUGGAGCUGGCCCUGCAGUUGCGGACCCUGGCCAACGUCGAGCUCCGCGGCCGCUGGCGUACCGACGCGUCGGUCGCGCGCUACCUCGAGCCAGGCCGCGUCAACGAGCACCUACAGAGGCUGGCGCCCGAGGUGCAGCGCGCGGCCCUGCUGGCCCCGGUCUCCUCCGGCGAAGGCGUGCUGGCGGCAGCCUUGCGGAGCGACGGCCCCCUGGUCAUCGAUCGGGACAUCGCCUGGGGGGCCGACUGGGACCUCACCGACCCGAAGGUCUCCCGAGUGCUGCGGGGCUGGCUGAACGCUGGCCUGAUCUGGUGCAUGCACUUCGGCGUGCCCUGCGAGACGUGGUCCAGAGUCCGGGACACCAGACCGCUGCGCGUGCCAGGUGGGCCUCCGUCCUGGCCGAGCCGGCCUCGCUCCGACUCGGAGCUCUGGGGACUCGCUGCGGUGACGCACCCGGCGGACCGGGCUCAGAUCAUGGCCGCCAACAA
Prorocentrum cordatum is the source of this 2708-nucleotide messenger RNA. NCBI's taxonomy places the organism in Eukaryota, Dinophyceae, Prorocentrales, Prorocentraceae. The record is from the annotation of a GenBank genome assembly.